AUGGCCCGACUCAAAGAAAGACGACCAGAGAUGACAGAAGACAACAGCCGUAUUGGCGGCCACAAUGAGGGCCAUAGGGACGGUCACAAUGACGGUCACAACAGCGGCUGGAACGACGGUCGCCAGGACGACAGCAGUUGCCCUCCGCGAUCGCCUGAAUUACUACCUUUCACUGAAGUGAUUAUGCAGGCUACAAUGCCCGAUCGGCCUCCCCCUCAAAUUGAAAAAUUUGACGGGACAACGUACCCCAAACACCAUCUUCGGAAUUUUGUCGACUCCAUGGCUUUCUAUUCCAAAAGCGAUCCAGUCAAGUGCAGCGCUUUCUCCCUGUCCCUAAAAGACGAAGCCCUAGAAUGGUACUACACUCUUCCUCCGAAUUCUAUUGACAGUUUUCAUACUGUCACCACCCUAUUCAAAAGACAGUUUUCGGCCAACCGGAGGGAGAAGAUGUUCGCUACCGAACUCGUCAAUCUCAAACAAGGGAGAGAUGAGCCGUUAAGGACAUUCAUGCGUAGAUAUUCUGAAGCGGCAAGAAGAGUGAAAGGUGUCACCCAUGAGUUCAUCAUCAACAACCUGCCCAACUGUCUCAAACUGGGGUUUGUCUCGGAGAGCCUAUACGCUGAAUUACCGAAGACUAUGGAGGAAUUACAGGAGAAAAUGACCAAAUUCAUCAAAAUGGAAGAUCAACGACACUACCGCAAGAAAGUUGAGGCCCCCAUAACUGAAGCUAAACGCGAAGACCAGCGAUCGCAUGACAAAGGUCGUAAUCAAAGCCCCCCCCGAAGAGGGCUUCCAGUUCUGCUCGGUCCCCGCUACGACCACUUUGCACAUCUCACUGUUCCGAGGGAGAAGGUGUUCGAAAAAGCCCUCCAAACUAACCUGAUUACCGUUCACAGACGAUGCUCGCCCAGGGAUGCGGACGGAUCUAAAACUUGUCGGUUUCAUGACAACCGAGGACAUUCCACAGAAGGAUGUCAGCGCCUCAAAGACGAAAUCGAAAGAUUAGUCCAUGCCGGAUAUCUACGGGAAUUUGUUAAAGUAGAAACGAAUCAACGAGGGCGCUCGCCCAGAAAGAUAAGGAGAAGCCCCGAUCCUUCACACCGAAAGACCGAACGCUCCCAAGGGCGCUCGAGAAGCAGAUUUAGAAAACGAGAUACGACCUCGAGAGGCCGCAUAGACACCAUCUCAGGAGGUUUUGUUGGGGGCGGAGCCUCAUCCUCGGCCCGCAAAAGACACUUGCAGAACUUGCGUAGCGUCCACACGAUAGUUCGAAAUCCCUUAUCAAUGCCGGACAUCACCUUUCCCGACAGGGAUUUUCACGCCCCAGACCCUUAG
Molecule: messenger RNA, 1335 nt
Organism: Vigna radiata var. radiata (mung bean)
Lineage: Eukaryota; Viridiplantae; Streptophyta; Magnoliopsida; Fabales; Fabaceae
Exons: 1
Coding region: 1-1335 (444 amino acids)
Source: RefSeq, a predicted model, not a curated record